ACGUCGCUUCAAAAUGAACCUUUUCUGCUUCAGUCUGGAGGGCUCUACAGACAGCCUGUAUGAGGCACCGCAGACAAGCUCUGGUCCAACACCAUGGAGCCCCAAGUGGCUCGGCUCGGAGCCCUGCAUCGCUCCGGAGCUUCUCCAGACUCCCACUAAGCAGUGUAAGAUGGAAGUGAAGAAAGCAACGAGAAGAUCAUGCACGUCAGAGGUAACACGCAUCAGUGACAAAACGGCAUCCAGUAAUGUCUACUGUCCAUGCACUGGGAAGACAGAUGAUCUAGUUCAUCAUCAAGCUAAAGAUGCAAGUGAAGAUCCCUACAUGACGCACCCCUUGGCUCAAGAAAAAAUAACUGAGAGAACUGAGGAGGAUCAUGAUGUUCAGGGUGGUGAGGACAAGGCACAUGGGACUCUCCAGAAGAUCCACAAACUGGUGAAGAGCAGUGUCAAGGAGAGCAGAAAUCCUCCAGACACCAAUGAAGAUGUCACAGUCAUAACCUGCAUAGGACUCUCUAAAAAGUCUGAGAAGAAGCACAGGAAAGAGUCUAACCUGCAGUGUGAGACAGGAAAUGAGAAAGACAUAACAGAAAUGGAAGGCUUGUGGAGCCCUGGACAUUUCCACCACCACUGGAGCUCCAUGGACGCCUGUUCAUUCUGGGAAUCAUCCUACCACACCUGCCACAGAUCUACAGCCGAUCCAUGGCUGUAUAACAUUAACUUCACUCUGCCCAGAGGAACCGAUCGGCACCGGUACGAGGAGCUGAUCCAUGAUUUGGACCUCCUUCGGAUGGAGUAUCCACCCCUGAGAGUCAUCCGUUCAUUCACUGACCUGGACAUGACUAACACUAUGAGGGUGCCUGACAAGUGUGAGUGCGUGUAG
This is a messenger RNA of Neoarius graeffei (lesser salmon catfish), 880 nucleotides long. RefSeq lists its product as uncharacterized. Bases 14 to 880 code for a protein of 288 amino acids. NCBI's taxonomy places the organism in Eukaryota, Metazoa, Chordata, Actinopteri, Siluriformes, Ariidae. The transcript is spliced from 9 exons. The record is from RefSeq and is a predicted model, not a curated record.